AUCACUCGGGGCGAACUCGUCGGAGGUUCGAGUGCAUCACGCUCGCAUCGCUCUAAUAUUCCUCAUGAAAUACAGCGUGUCACUGCUCGGCGGAAUUUCGCUCUGUAUUUAUUUCGGCUAGCGAGUCUGUGGAAACGGUGUAGUAGGGGAAAUGGUUAAAAGGUGGGAAGGAAAGAGGAAUUCGUUACAGGUGGCAAGAAAAGAUGGUGCGGAUGUGACGUCAUGAACUGAUACUACUAACCCAGUGCCACUUCCAGGAAUGUCAGGACACAGAACGUAGGCGUGAAAUAAAGAAAUAAAUAAAUAAAAACGAAUUUUACAUUCAGCGCCAAGUGUAAUUAUUGCAGACGAUAAAUCGUAAUGAAAAGUUACAGAUUUUAUUUCUGCGUCUCGCACUUGUAAAGUCCAUGAAGGAUCUAAUCCGCGAUGACUCUAAGUUUUGUGUCUUCCUUUAUUGUUCGAUGGAAGAGACGGAAGGUGAAGGCCGUUGCCAUCAUCGUCUCAUUGCUGUUGAUAUUUGCUAUCACUCUGCCGCAGGAACAUCCGGUAGCUGACGUCGGCUAUGACGUCAUCGAGAGUGUGGACUACCACAGAACAUGGCGGAAGCAGUCAGGCCAGAUGUGUGUCCAUCCUCAGCUGGACCCGUUCCACCCUUCUCUCAAGAGUUUCGUCCGCGAUGUGCCAAAGAUCGAAUGUAGCAAGGACGAAAAUUGGGUUCAAGUGGUGAACGGGACUUUUCGCAUAUCUAAGAAAGUGAAGCGUCGAUACGGGCAGAUAGUGUGUGAAUACGCGCCCGUUGUGAGGGGUACGAGCGACUACUCGGCCCGCCAUCUUGAACACAUCAAGCCAAUGCCAGACGGUUCCCCGAUUAGGUCGGAUUUCUUCAAAGUGGCAUGUAUAUCGCCUAACAGACAAAAGUACUUCAACAUUCAUUCUGGAAUAGCCUACAACAAGACCAUUCACGAAAGGGCCAACAGGAAAUUGUUGUCCGACAGCGCGUUGGGUCUGGACGUGUUGAUGUUUGGGUUCGAUUCCCUGUCGCGGAUGGCCUGGAUCAGGACUUUGAAGAAGACCAGAGACUAUUUUCUAAGGGAGCUGAAAGGAAUAGAACUUGAAGGCUACAACAUCGUCGGAGACGGUACCCCACAAGCUCUUUUGCCAAUUCUAACUGGCAAAACGGAGGAGGAAUUACCGGAGGCCAGACGUGGCUGGAAAGACGCUCAGUUUGUCGACGGGCAUCCGUGGAUUUGGAAGAACUUCAGCGACAAUGGGUAUGUGACGUUCUGGGCGGAGGACAUGGCCUUCAUUGGCACGUUUCAGUACAGGAUGCUGGGUUUCAAGGAACAACCGACCGACCACAACAUGAGGACCUUCUACCUGUCGGCCGAGAGGAUGUACGCCAGGAACAAACACCUGUGUUUGGGAAGCGUCCCGAGGCACCGGAACUUCUUCAACUGGUUCAGGGACGGCUGUAUGAUGUAUGGCGCCAAACGCAAGUUCAUGUUCGGAUUUCACUCGGAGACCAGUCACGACGACAACAACAUGGUGCAGGUGGUUGACGACGACGUUAAGGAAUUCCUCCAGUUCCUGGAAACUAGCGGAUACCUAAACCGAAGUGUUCUUAUACUGAUGAGCGACCAUGGUGCUCGGUUCUCCAACAUCAGGUCAACAGCUCAGGGCAAACAGGAGGAACGGAUGCCUUAUUUUGCCUUCAGGUUCCCGCCGUGGUUUGAAACAAAAUACCCCGAUAUUUUGAAAAACGUAAGGACAAACGCGCACCGGCUGACCACUCCGUUUGAUAUUCAUGCGACAUUCCUUGACAUUCUUAACUUCACUGGUUCGGGUUUGGGAGACCUCGGACAAAGGGGGAUAAGCGUUUUGAAAGAAAUUCCCAAGGAGAGAACUUGUCAACACGCCGGCAUAGAGCCGCACUGGUGCGCAUGUCUGGCGUGGAAGGAGGUCAACCAAUCAAACGCCGUGGUACAAAAAUCUGUGGCCGCCGCAUUGCUCACGAUCAACAGCUUCACGGAAGACCAUCGAGACAAAUGUGCCUUUCUGACUCUGUCGAGCAUCUCUAAAUCGGUGAAAUAUUCCACCAACUCCAACGUCCUCAAAUAUAAGAAGAGCGCUGACGUUGACGGGCGGGUGGCCGAUCUCUCGGGGUCGAUGAAAAUAGACGAGGACUUUUACCAGGUGACUUUCACGACCGCACCGGGUAACGGGCUGUACGAAGUGACGGUCAAGCAUUCUCUGAACUCCAGUGACAUCACUCUGAGCGAGAAGGAGAUAAGCCGGAUUAACCGGUACGGGGACGACCCCCAUUGCGUUCAAGAGGAUUACCCCCACCUGAGGCCUUACUGUUACUGUCCUGCAGCUUCCAGGAAGUAAAACAUUGCCGUCGACAUCGUCAUAAUGGUUGUGAGAAGGCGCACAUCUCUUGGACAGAACUAUAUCUGUCAUAAGGUGUGUCCGCGACAGGCGUGCUUCAACAGUUAUGUGAUAGAAGCCAAAAGCUAAAUAUUAAGCACACCCACUCACAGGUCAAAGGCGCUCUGGGAAAAUGGGAAAUGUGUAGUAUUUGUUAGUGGUGGCGACCAAUUCAAGGAUAAUUGAACAGGUAUAUGAUGGAUGCCAAAAGUUACCCAUAAUCACUUACCGACAGAAGGCAUUCUGGAAAACAAAAUGUGCAAUGAAAAAGGUGGCGACCAAAUUAAGCUUUGAGAUGUGGAAAAAAAGAAAAGAAUUGUGGCAAAAUGACUUGAAAAAAAAUCAUGUAUAAGGUUGUUUAUUAGAAAACUAUAUAGGUCACCCAAAUAUGAAACAUAGUCAGAUAGGUCACCCAUACGUGAAACAUAUUAAAAAUAGUGAGAGAAAAAAAAUGUUGUAUACGUAGACAAAUAUCAAAAACAUUAUGUGAGAAAAAAAAAACAUAUACGUAGACAACAUCUAUAUAAUUCACCAGUACGUGGAAUAUAUCAAAACACUAUGUGAAAAGCGCAUAUACGUAGACAACAUUCAGAUAGGUCACCAGUACGUGGAAUAUAUCAAAACACUGUGGAAAAAAAACCGCAUAUGUAAACAACAUCUAGAUAAUUCACCAGUACGUGGAAUAUAUCAAAAACAUUAUGUAAAAACAUCCAUAUGCGAAGACAACAUUGUCAAAAAACCUGUAUAUGUAGACAACAUCUAGAUAAUUCACCAGUACGUGGAAUAUAUAUCAAAAACACUGUGUGAAAAAAAGCCUAUAUACUUAAGUUACCGUCGACAAAUUCUAGAUAGGUCACCAGUAUAUAAUCGAAGUAUUCAGACAAUCAGAUAACUGGCCAUCGAAAUAGGGCACCCGUACGUGAAAAAUAACAGAACUGUUGUCAGACAAGGGGCAGAGUGUUUUCCAGAACAAGUUGACACAAUCGAUACGUGAAAAGCAGUGGAGUUUUUUGGGUGGGUUUAAUUUUAAUUUUUUUUUUUUUUUUUUUUUUUUUUAAAUCGUGUAUCUUGAAAAUUCAGGCAAUGUUUUGCUUUUCAACCUUAAAACAUGGCCAGAUUGCUCACAUGUAUAUGAAAAAUAGAAAUAUCAACAUAGUUCAUGUGUAAGAUAUAUGACGAACAAGUCAGGGUGUGUGUUUUAAAUCAAAUUGGUUUAUGUUGACUAUCGAAGACUACUGUAACUCGCCUGUGAUACUGUUCCUCUUCAUUUGAUGUUUAAGUGCUUCAUGACCUUUGUAGUCCCCUGCCGGUCCAAUCGGAGGGGAUUAUAAGUUUCAUCUUCGUCCUUCUGUCUGACUGUCUGUCUGUCCGUCUCUCUGUGUCUGUCGGUCCGUCGGUCCCACAUAUAGGUUUUCAGCCCUUUUUCUUUCUUUUUUUCUUUCUUUUUUUCUAUUUUUUUGCAAUGCCUAAACAUAUUGAGCUGAAAGUUUGUGCAUAGCUUUUAUUUAUCAGGUCUGUUACAGAGCUAAGUUUGCCUUUACCCAUUAUUGACAGAGUUUUGGCUCUUGAACUUAGGAGAUACGAAAACCAAAAACAAUUCCAGACCUUUUUUCGGAAUGCCUCAAGAUACUCAGCUGAAAUGUUUUGUAUAACUUUACCAUGUACUGUUACAGAUCAAGUUUAACUUUCAUUGUGAUGUACCCUUUUUUUUUACAGUUAAUGCCCUUGAACUUGGGAGAUACGAAAAUUUGUUGGGCUCGGUAGGGAACAUAUAUUGGUUAGCAGUACUCUCAGAAUGUUUUUAGGGUUUUUUUAAUUAACCCCAAAGUUAACUGAAUUCAAUUUAUACAAUUAUUCGUAAAACGACAACCUUUCCAUUUUUUCCAUUUUUAUUUCUCUGUUAAUUUUAUCAUAUACAUGUACUUUUGUGUGUGUGUGUUUUCUUCUCUUUUUUUCUUUUGAGCGAGCGAAUAUUUCAAAAACGUAAAUUUUAACUAUUGUUUGUAUGUACAUGUUUCCUAUUUAUCAAUGGAUUUAUGACGUAAAUAAACAUGCUUUAUGAUUAGUAAAGCACAAAUAUUUUAA
Messenger RNA from Gigantopelta aegis, 4512 nucleotides. RefSeq lists its product as uncharacterized. NCBI's taxonomy places the organism in Eukaryota, Metazoa, Mollusca, Gastropoda, Neomphalida, Peltospiridae. The coding region runs from base 427 to 2388 and encodes 653 amino acids. The record is from RefSeq and is a predicted model, not a curated record. The transcript has 2 exons.